This is a messenger RNA of Siniperca chuatsi (mandarin fish), 2236 nucleotides long. It is a transcript of the gene urod, whose product is annotated as uroporphyrinogen decarboxylase. The record is from RefSeq and is a predicted model, not a curated record. Gene Ontology annotation, biological process: heme biosynthetic process. Gene Ontology annotation, molecular function: uroporphyrinogen decarboxylase activity. The coding region runs from base 171 to 1301 and encodes 376 amino acids. Gene Ontology annotation, cellular component: cytosol. The transcript is spliced from 10 exons. Lineage: Eukaryota; Metazoa; Chordata; Actinopteri; Centrarchiformes; Sinipercidae.
CACAUGGUCUUCCAAGAUGGCCGCGCCCUGGAGCGAAGGAGUGUAGGAGCAGAAAGAGUUGUGCAAGCAGGUUUUGUUGACAGUUGAGGAGCUGCAGGUCGCAACUUACAUCUCUAGAGAGAGACAGAGGUGCGUCUGAGAAAGCUUGUCACCCCCUCAGCCCUGCCGACAUGAGUAAGGACGGUUUAAUCCUCCCCAAAGACUUCCCCCAGCUCCAGAACGAUACAUUCCUGCGAGCAGCACGAGGAGAAGAAACUGAACAUGUCCCUGUCUGGUGUAUGAGACAGGCUGGAAGAUACCUACCAGAGUUUCGUGAGUCCAGAGCAGGGAAGGACUUCUUUGAGACAUGUCGGUCACCAGAGGCCUGCUGUGAGCUCACUCUGCAGCCUCUGAGACGUUUUCCCUUCGAUGCUGCCAUCAUCUUCUCUGACAUCCUGGUUAUCCCACAGGCCUUGGGUAUGGAUGUCCAGAUGAUGGCAGGUAAAGGUCCUACAUUCCCAGAGCCCCUGAAGGAGCCAGAAGACCUGCAGCGUCUGCAGGCCAAAGUGGACGUGGACAAAGAGCUGGGCUACGUCUUCAAAGCCAUCACACUGACCAGACACAAGAUAGAGGGCAAAGUGCCGCUCAUAGGAUUCACUGGAGCUCCGUGGACACUGAUGUCCUACAUGAUAGAAGGCGGAGGCUCCAACACCCACUCUAAGGCGAAGCGUUGGCUGUACCGACACCCUGAGGCCAGCCACAUGCUGCUGAGGAUGCUGACAGAUGUGAUAGUGGAGUAUCUGCUGGGACAGGUGGCAGCUGGAGCUCAGGCUCUGCAGGUGUUUGAGUCCCACGCCGGCAUUCUGGGGCCAGUCGAGUUUAAAGAGUUCUCUCUGCCUUACCUUCGAGACAUCGCUCGCUGUGUCAAAGAUAAACUCAAGGAGGCAGGAAAGGACGUUCCCAUGAUUGUGUUUGCAAAGGAUGCUCACUACGCUCUAGAGGAUCUGUCUCAGUCUCAUUAUGAGGUGGUUGGGCUGGACUGGACCAUUGACCCACGAUUUGCAAGGGAGCGCACAGGAGGGAAGGUCAGUCUGCAGGGAAACAUGGACCCUUGUGCUCUCUACGCUCCAAAGUUGAUCCUUAACUUUAACCCUCUCUCUUCCUCCUCCUCUCCCUCAGGAGCGCAUUUCAGACAUCGUGAAGAAGAUGUUGGAGGGUUUUGGCACGAGGGGCUACAUCGCCAACCUGGGCCACGGCCUUUACCCCGACAUGGACCCAGAGAACGUGGGCGCCUUCGUCGAAGCUGUGCACCAACACUCUAAACAGAUGAUCAAACAAAUGUAAAGAUGGAUGUGAUGUCUGUGUAAGCCAGAAAUGCUGAAGAUAGUGAUGGAAGAAAUGUACAAAAAUGCAUUGUUUUAUUAAAAACUGUGAAAAGGUGUUAGCAAGGGCAAUACAUCAAUUCACUACAUUCUUGUCCAGUGUAGAGGUUCAGGAUAAACAAGAUGUUGGUUUUCUAGCACAAGAUUUUCUGUUCAUCUAUAAUAUGUUGAUCUGACCAGGAGUGGAUUAUGUGUUUUGAUUGGAAAGGGAUUUUUUUUGCAAGUACAUGUACAUUACAAACAUUUUCAGUUGUAUGGGAUUUGUUUUAAUAUUGGAUCUAUUCAAAAAUGUUCUAAACAGCACUGACUUGUAGAUGAAAAAUAUUUUUUUGAUAUAUUUGUCAUCCAAUCAAACUCACCAUAAUGUUACUCUAGCACUUACAAAUACAAAUAGAGACAAAUCUUAAUAAGCUCUUAAUAGCUGUAAACAUCUUCAUUCAGAAGUGAGCUGUUUCAUCAGUACAAGUGGAAAAAGAGCCAAACUGCUGUGAAAGCAGAAGCUGGUGAUUUGGCAAAAGCGUUUCAGCAAGAGACACACUACUGGAGUUAUGAAAUCAGUUUUUGAGGAAAAAUGUCAGCACGCAGGAGUUGAUCAUUCCACCAUCUAACAUUUUAACAGUGAACAAAAUCCCCUGCUGGAUCACAGCAUGAGAGUUUUAUUUUUACUCCCGCAGAUAGAAAAUCUGUGAAAUGCAUGCUGUACAAAAAGAUGCCUUAUGCUGUUUUUCUCUUUGUCCUUCACCCUAAAUCUGUUUUUUUUUUUUUUUUUUUUCUUCAACUCAGCCUUGUAGAAAAAGUGGCUUAUGAAGUGAAUCACAUUGAAAGCAUCCUGAGAGGUUGCGUUUGAUUGCAGAAUAUUAAAACCCAUAAAUGUA